AUGGGAACGACACGACAUGAGGUCGUCGUCGGUCCUGGAACGACGCGGUCCUGGAACGCUGUCGGUCCUGCAAUUGUCGGUCCUUCCCUGGUUGCCAAGGAACUAGGUACUUAG
Molecule: messenger RNA, 114 nt
Organism: Fusarium odoratissimum NRRL 54006
Lineage: Eukaryota; Fungi; Ascomycota; Sordariomycetes; Hypocreales; Nectriaceae
Exons: 2
Coding region: 1-114 (37 amino acids)
Source: RefSeq, a predicted model, not a curated record